Stylonychia lemnae is the source of this 381-nucleotide messenger RNA. Lineage: Eukaryota; Ciliophora; Spirotrichea; Sporadotrichida; Oxytrichidae. The record is from the annotation of a GenBank genome assembly.
AUGAGCAAUAAUACAAAAGCAGAUCUCUGCGGGCUUCUUAUUUAUGGAGCUUUCUUCGUUCUCUUAUUUCACUACUCAUAUAGCGUUGAAAAAGAUAAUGUUUGCACAGCCAAUGAUUCUUAAAAUAUUGCAUCUCCUAAGGCCGGUGAUGUUAUUGUUUCUGAAAGAUUCUAAACUGUACUUUUAAUGUAUACCUGGGCAAUUUUCAUUGGAAUUAUAAGAGAGUUCCUCAGAGUUGCUGACAAGAAACUCAAGAGUGACAUUGUCAAAUAAAUCAGAAGCAUCCUUAGUCUUGCUGACCUCGUCUAAUUCGCUGCUUUUAUCAUGAUGCACGUCUACAGACUCCAACACUCAGGAAAGAGGCAAAUUCCUCUGGGUUGA